Zalophus californianus (California sea lion) is the source of this 945-nucleotide messenger RNA. Its product is annotated as 60S ribosomal protein L15-like. The coding region runs from base 37 to 651 and encodes 204 amino acids. Gene Ontology annotation, biological process: cytoplasmic translation. The record is from RefSeq and is a predicted model, not a curated record. Lineage: Eukaryota; Metazoa; Chordata; Mammalia; Carnivora; Otariidae. Gene Ontology annotation, molecular function: structural constituent of ribosome; RNA binding. Gene Ontology annotation, cellular component: cytosolic large ribosomal subunit; ribosome. The transcript has a single exon.
GUCCGGCAGCAGCCAUCAGCUCAAAGGUAGGCCAAGAUGGGCGCUUACAAGUACAUCCAGGAACUAUGGAGGAAGCAGCGGUCCGAUGUAAUGCGCUUUCUUCUCAGGGUGCGCUGCUGGCAGUACCGCCAGCUCUCUGCGCUCCACAGGGCUCCCCGCCCAACCCGGCCCGAUAAAGCACGCAGGCUGGGGUACAAGGCCAAGCAAGGUUAUGUCAUAUAUUGGAUUCGUGUGCAUCGUGGUGGCCGCAAACGCCCAGUUCCUAAGGGUGCUACCUACGGCAAGCCUGUCCAUCAUGGUGUUAACCAGCUAAAGUUUGCCCGAAGCCUUCAGUCUGUUGCAGAGGAGAGAGCUGGGCGCCACUGUGGGGCUCUGAGAGUCUUGAAUUCUUACUGGGUUGGCGAAGAUUCCACGUGCAAAUUCUUUGAGGUCAUCCUCAUUGAUCCAUUCCAUAAAGCUAUCAGAAGAAAUCCUGACACCCAGUGGAUCACCAAACCAGUCCACAAGCACAGGGAGAUGAGAGGGCUGACAUCUGCAGGCCGCAAGAGCCAUGGCCUUGGAAAAGGUCACAAGUUCCACCACACUAUUGGUGGUUCUCACCGCGCGGCAUGGAGAAGACACAAUACUCUCCAGCUCCACCGUUACCGCUAAUAUAAGUAAUAUUUGUAAAAAAUCUUACCUAAUAAACAAUUUAGGACAGUCAUGUCUGCUUAAAAGUGUUAUUUGUCUGUUAAAUUGAGUUGUCUGCACAUUGUUCCAUGAAUGCAUUGUCAAAUUAUGAAAGUUAAAGUGCAAUAAUGUUUGAAGACUUUAAGUGAUGGUGUAUCUUGUUUCUAAUAAGAUAAAUGCUUUUGUCUUUGCUUUAUCUUAUUAGGGAGUUUAUAUGUCAGUGUUUAAAAUGCUGUUUGGUAUAAUAGGUGUAAAAUAAAUUCUGUAAAAGUGGAA